Molecule: messenger RNA, 2061 nt
Organism: Pogonomyrmex barbatus (red harvester ant)
Lineage: Eukaryota; Metazoa; Arthropoda; Insecta; Hymenoptera; Formicidae
Gene: Pgm2a
Product: phosphoglucomutase 2
Biological process (GO): carbohydrate metabolic process; purine ribonucleoside salvage
Cellular component (GO): nucleus
Molecular function (GO): magnesium ion binding; phosphopentomutase activity
Source: RefSeq, a predicted model, not a curated record
UACAUCAUUGCCGUAAUAUUCUCUCGGAACAUCUCUGACGGAGGAGACAAUUUGACAAUUUGACGUAGCCGUAACCGAAAUUGGAGAAAAUUUGGAGAAAGAGGACCUGAAUACGGAUAUAGAAGUAGUUAAAACGCUUUCGCUUAUCAGAGAGAAAUUAUAUCGAGAACACAUUUACUGGAUUUAAUUGCAUUUAAUUGCAUUAAGAUUCUGAUUUGUAUAUUUAUUUGACAUACUGUUACUAUGGCUCUUCAUUCAGUAAAUACUGGUGAUAGCAAUUUGGAUAUCAAGAUCAUCGAAUGGCUGCAAUGGAACAAGGAUUCAAAGGCAAAAGAUGAGAUAUUUGAAUAUUUGGACAAUGGACAUGUAAAAGCAUUAUCACAGUUAUUUCUUAAAAGACUCGAAUUUGGUACUGCAGGUCUUAGAGGUUGCAUGGGACCAGGUUAUAGUCAAAUGAAUGAUUUAGUCAUUGUGCAAACUGGUCAAGGAUUGAUAAAAUAUUUAAUGGAUACAAUAUUUGAUGUUGCACAGAAAGGUGUUGUAAUUGGAUAUGAUGGUCGUUACAAUAGUAAGAGAUUUGCUGAGUUAACUACUGCAAUUUUCAUAGCCAAUGGUGUUAAAGUUUAUUUAUUUUCCACGAUCUGUCCUACACCAUUUAUACCUUAUACUAUCUUGAGAUAUAAAUGUGCAGUUGGAAUUAUGAUUACUGCUUCUCAUAAUCCGAAAGAUGACAAUGGUUACAAAGUUUACUGGGAGAAUGGCGCACAAAUUAUUUCACCACAUGAUAAGAAGAUUCAAAGCUAUAUUCUUAAUAAUCUUGAACCACUCGAGUCUUCGUGGGAUGUAAGCAAAAUUUACCAAAGUUCCUAUUAUAAAGAUCCAAGAGAUGACAUUAUGCAACAUUAUUAUCAAGACUUGAAAAAUAAUGUUCUAUAUCCCGAAGUUAAUAGAAAUACCACGAUAAAAUUUAUAUACACUGCCAUGCAUGGUGUUGGACAUGAAUAUAUGAUAGCUGCGUUUAAAGCAGCAAACUUUAAGCCAUUUAUAACAGUCGAGGAGCAGAAAAUGCCAGAUCCAGAAUUCCCCACAGUUAAAUUCCCAAAUCCAGAGGAAGGAAAGAGCGCUCUUGAUCUUAGCAUAAAGUUGGCGAAUAAAAGUGAUUCGUCUGUGAUACUCGCUAAUGAUCCCGAUGCUGAUAGACUUGCAUGCGCUGUAAAAACGAAAAGUGGAGAAUGGCAUGUCUUCUCUGGAAAUGAACUCGGCGCAUUAUUGGGUUGGUGGAUGAUUCACACUUAUCAGGUAUUACAUCCUGAUAAUGAUAUGAGUGAUACAUAUAUGUUAGCAUCAACUGUUUCCAGUAAAAUCUUAGCUUCAAUGGCUAAAAAAGAAGGUUUUAAUUUCGAGGAAACUUUAACAGGCUUUAAAUGGAUGGGUAACAAAGCUAUAGAAUUAAUGAACAAUAAUAAGGAGGUCUUGUUUGCAUAUGAAGAAGCUAUAGGUUUUAUGUGUGGUUCUAAAGUCCUGGACAAGGAUGGUAUCAGUGCUGGUGUACGUGUAGCUGAAUUAACAGCUUAUCUUGAAACGAUAGGAUUGACUUUAUCUGAUAAAUUAAGGGAAAUAUAUGAAGAAUAUGGUUACCAUAUCAGUGACAAUUCCUAUUGGAUAUGUUAUGAGCCAGAUAUUAUUAAAACGAUAUUUGAACGAUUAAGAAAUUAUUCGGAUAAACCAAAUACAUACCCAACUGGAAUUCUUAAAGGAAAAUACAUAAUAACUGGCAUUCGCGAUUUAACAACAGGCUACGACAAUACAAAGCCUGAGAAUAAAGCAGUUUUGCCUGUAUCCAAAUCUAGCCAAAUGAUUACAUUUACAUUCAAAAAUGGAUUAGUUACUACUUUAAGGACUAGUGGCACGGAACCUAAAAUAAAGUACUAUAAUGAAUUAUGUGGAUCGCCUGGAGAGGACUUGAGUAAAUUAAAAAGCAUUCUUAAUGAAAUGGUAUCGGCUAUUGUAAUAGAAUUCCUUCAACCAGAGGUUAAUGGACUUAUCGCUCGUGAAGAAUAA